AGGAACAAAAGAGCUGGUUCCAAAUGGGUGAUGAAUCUGUGCCUCAUGUGUCUCUAGCGGUUCAUUCUGGACAUCAAGCGAAGGACUUGGGUCCCAUGAUGCGUGUAGCUUCACGAGCAAUUGAUUGGCAACUCACACAGAUUCCUGAUGUUUCCUUCUCCCCAAGUACUAAAACAUAUAGAAUUUCAACAUCCCACACAGAUGACACUGUAUUGGAACAUCGUCACAUUCGUAGGACACAUGGCAGGGAACUGACAGAUCAUCCAGAGGCCGUUAAAGGCCUCUCACAGUUGCCUCACACACUGUGGUCACAGGGGCCUACGGAUGUUGGCUUAACCACCUGUUCGCCUGUGACCUUUGAACUUAAAUCUGACAUUCCAAUAUGGCGUCCGCAGUACCGACAUUCACCACAGGCAGAGGAAGGCAUUGCAGAGACUAUUGAAGGGCUGUUAAAGGUGGGGGUGUUGGAGCCUUCCACGUCUCAAUGGAACACGCCUAUUUUGCCAGUGGAAAAGCAUGGCACAGGGGUCAACAGUUAAGGUAUACUCGGUUGCCACAGGGAUUUGCUCUGUCACCGGGGAUUUUUAACCAGGUGUUGAAGCAGACGUUGGAACCGUGUGUGAUGCCGGCUGACUGCACUCUGGUUCAAUAUGUUGAUGACCUCCUGAUUGCCGCUCCCACGGCAGACGCUUGCUUUCAGGCCACCAUGACCGUGCUCAGGAGACUGGCAGAGGCGGGCUUUAAAGUGAGUAAAGACAAAUUACAGUUGGUGAGACCACAGGUGACUUUUUUAGGGAGAGAGGUGAAACAGCAUAUGGUGGGGAUGAUGGCUGCUCAUAGAAGUGCCAUUCUCUCCCACCCGCGGCCGGAGACUGUGAAAGAGAUGCUUUCCUUUUUAGGUCUCACAGGCUACAGCCGGCAGUACAUUCCAGACUAUGUGGGCCGCACUAAGCCUUUGCGUGAUUUGGUAAAGCAGCAUGGAAUGAGAGACCUGACUGCUAAAUUGAACUGGACGAUUGAAGCUGAACAAUGCUUCAUUUCUCUGAAACAAGAUCUUUCUCGAGCAGUGGAUUUAGCUGUGCCAGAUUACAACAGGGACUUCUUUUUAGAUGUUUCUGAAACAAAAGGGGUGGUGAAUGGCGUUUUGUUUCAGAAAAAAGGGGGAGGUAGACAGGUUUUGAUGUACAUUAGUGUAUGCUUAGACAACAUGGAGAAAAGGCACCCUACAUGCACUCAGCAUGUAGCUGGAGUGGCAAAGGCCAUCCAGAAAGUAGCACAUAUAGUUAGAGGACACCCACUGAGAGUGUUAACAACACACAGUGUGGUGGCUUAUGUUAUCUCACAGGCCUUCACCAUGACCCCACUUAGACAACAGAGGCUCAGCAAAGUGCUGGAGGCCCCAAAUUUGACUUUUACACAUGAAGGGAUAAACAUGGCAGACCAAAUGGGGUCAGGGGAACUGCACGACUGCGCUCAGGCGGUCUGGAAAGAAGAGAAGACAAGACCAGAUCUCAAAGCGGAAGCCAUGGAAGGAGCAGAGGAUCUCUUCACAGAUGGCUGCUGCUUUAGGGACGAGAAGGAGGGCCUCAAGGCAGGCUAUGCAGUGGUAAGUAAAAGAGGGGAGCAGCUGGAGGUGAUCAAAGCAGCAAAGUUGGAAGGGCAGCAGUCAGCGCAGAUAGCAGAGGUGAUUGCACUGAUUGAAGCCCUUAAAUAUGCUCGAGGAAAGAAGAUAAACAUUUACACUGAUUCAGCCUAUGCCUUUGGAGCUGCACAUGUGGAGCUGGGUCAGUGGAAGAGAGCUGGAUUCCUCACUACCAAUCAACAACCAAUCAAACAUGAGAAGGAGAUGAAGGCACUGGAAGAGGCGCUGGAAGGACCCCUGGAGGUGGCAAUAAUAAAGUGCAAGGGGCACGACGAUUCGGCCACCUGGGUUGCUCGAGGUAAUCGAGCAGCGGAUGAAGCAGCCAAAAAAGUGGUUGGUUACACGGGGAUCAGACAAAUGGUAAGUAUGGGAAUGGAUUGGCAAGAAAAUCCAGGGCUGGAACGCGAAGAGAUCAUAAAAGAACAGGAGAAGGCCUCUCCAGAAGAAAAGUCACUCUGGAAGGAGAGAGGAGCCAUAAACAUUUGGAGGGGGCCAGAUGGAAGACCAGUGUUGACAGCAGAUAUGGCAGAGAAAAAGAUUAGAGAAGCUCAUGGCCUUGGGCAUGUGGGUGUGGCCCAGAUGGAGAGGAAUCUCUGUCAUUGGUGGCACCCAUUCCUGAAGGACAUGUUGAGGGAGCAUGUGCGAACCUGCCUUAUCUGUGGCCAACACAAUUCUAAACCUACAGUGAAACCAGAGAUGGGUAAGUUUCCCCUGGCCCAGAGGCCGGGGCAGGAAAUAGUGAUUGAUUAUACAGACAUGGUGACACCAGCGCGGGGCUUCAGAUACCUGCUGGUGAUUGCGGGCCAAGGACAGGAGCAGACGGUGCCAGAGGCGAAGUGGGUGUGGCUGAAGGUUUGCAAACGGAAGUGGAAUGAGCCCAGGUGGACAGGUCCGUUCGAGGUGGGGACCAGGACCUCACAUGCAGUGCAGCUGAAGGGGAAAGGUGAAACCUGGUACCACUGGAGCCAGUGUGCUGUAGCGGAAGAGCCUAAGAGGUCGGAAAGGCUCUUUGCAAAAGAAAAGAGGGGGAACUCGGCUGAGGCCCCUCACAUGGAUCCCAGCCCAGGGACAGAAUAA
This is a messenger RNA of Oreochromis niloticus (Nile tilapia), 2719 nucleotides long. RefSeq lists its product as uncharacterized. Gene Ontology annotation, molecular function: nucleic acid binding; RNA-DNA hybrid ribonuclease activity. The record is from RefSeq and is a predicted model, not a curated record. NCBI's taxonomy places the organism in Eukaryota, Metazoa, Chordata, Actinopteri, Cichliformes, Cichlidae. Bases 485 to 2719 code for a protein of 744 amino acids. The transcript is spliced from 3 exons.